Messenger RNA from Schistosoma rodhaini, 852 nucleotides. NCBI's taxonomy places the organism in Eukaryota, Metazoa, Platyhelminthes, Trematoda, Strigeidida, Schistosomatidae. The record is from the annotation of a GenBank genome assembly.
UUAAACUACUUGUCUUUCAACCCACUGCUAAAGCUCUCCUCGAGUUCGUGUUUAAAAAGUCUGAAUUUAACAGUAUAAACUUCGCAGUGAAAAAGACACCUAGGACAUUGUUUAAAUCAGGAGCGGCUAUUUCAAUUACUGGGCUACUAGGUGCCGUCUCGUGUGUUCGUUCAUUAAUAUUCCGGUUUUUUAGUACAAGUCUGAUCUUUGACUUGGACAAUUCUGGACUAGAUGAACCUCACUGAACUUUUCAAGUGGCUUUUCUUUUAAUGGCUGUUAAUUCAGUUAUCCCAUCAGAACUACGUCAAUUAAGAGCCUGCUUAUUAUGUGGUCUAGUGAAAACUCUUAACCAAUUUCAACUAAACGGAUGCGAAAACUGUGAGGACUUUCUAAAGAUGCAAGGAGACCGAGAAAAGGUAUACGAAUGUUCUUCUGCCAACUUUGAUGGUUUACUUGCUAUGAUGUCACCAAACGACAGUUGGGUCGCCAGAUGGCAGAUGAUUGAUAAACUUACGCCAGGUGUUUAUGCUAUCAGUGUUUACGGAUCUCUUCCUAGUGAUAUAGUGCACUAUUUACGAAGCAAAGGGAUUUCUUAUCGAUCAUUAGACAAAAGUGGUAAAUAGUGUCUUCCUCUGCUACGUGCAUUCAUCAACAUGGACAUUGAGUAUUGUCUAUUGAAUUUCAUCAGAUAAAACCUUGGUAUGAAAUCAAGCUAUUAGUUAUCUUCAUGUACAAAACCCCUUUUCUAGAAAAAAGUAAGAUCAAACUGUAAAAAUACACCACUCUCCUGAAUAACUGCCGUAUUUUAUUAAUAAUUAAACCUAUGCUUAGAAAUUGACUUUUCUCUAAAAA